GGACAAUUCAAGAGGCGCUCUCGGAGAGACGAGAUGGCUAUGGCAGCAGCCUCGCUGGUGGCAGCGCCCAGUACAGCGGCGCUUUCCGGCCCCGCUUGUCAAAUCGGGUGCAAAUCGGAGCAGGCGGAUGUGGGAAGGGCGAGGGCAAAUUGCCGUGCGGUGAAUGCGAUCGCUGCAGAUGGGCUCGCUGCCUUUUCUGCUUCUUCUUCGUCGUCGUCCUCCUCGUGUGGCGGAUCGUUGCAGGUGAGCUGCGGGCGUAGGAAUUCUCGCCUCGCAUGGAAGAGCUCUUCGCAGCUUUUUGGACUCGGUGGAUGUGGAUGUCACGGAUCGAGGCCGAAUGCUCGAGCCCCGGGGAAGCUCCCUCGCGGCGGUUCGGUUCGAAUUUCUGCCGAGAAGAUCGAUCCCACUAAUGUUAUAGCUACACUUGUGAAGCUCGGGAAGCAAGGUCUCGAGGUCGGCACGAAGCUCGUCCCUGAUUCCGUUCCAAGACCUGUGGCCCAAGCUGGUGUAGGAUUGGCCGGUCUAGUGGUGGGAUCUUUCGUCUUGAGGUCACUCUUUUCAACUGUUUUCUUCAUAGUGGCAGUCGGAGGGCUAAGUUACAUUGGGUUUCUUUACUUAACAAAAGGUGAGGGCAGCAGUUCUUCUGGGGGCACUCUUGAUAAGGGUUCUGGUAAGCCUAAAAGCACAGACGAGGCUCUGGAAGAGGCACGCAAAAUCAUGGAUAAGUACAAGUGAUGGAGGGGUCCGCAGUCUGGAGUGCACACGCCUAUUUCACAAAGUGGAUUAGCCAGUUUUUUGACUGGUCAGGCAUGUGACCAUAUUCAUGUGCCAAGGGCUUGUAAAUCUUGAACAGCUCAUGUAUAGAAUGUACAAUGCAGAGUGUUGAACCUGGAAGCGAUUGUAAUCUUAUGGACGGAAGGGAGGGCCUUUUUCCCGCACGAGAAAUACGAGAAGUCAAACUUCCUGAAUUGUUGGGUUGCGUCGAGUUGAGAUUUGAGCCUCUGAGCUGUCCAGCCUUGCCUUUUGCAUCACAUGCCUUGCAUCUGGACAUGAAGCAUUUGCCUGAAUGCACUUAGAAGUCGGUUGUUUCUUUUCGUUUCGACAGAUUGAAUUUUGUGAGCUAUCGGUGUUCGUUCUCAAAUUAGCUCUGAAACUCGCCAUUAAAGAGCUCCUCAAGGGCAGUCAACCAAGGUACACAUGAAAUAACUUGUCGUCUGGCGAUGGUCUCCGUCUGCAACAUUUUCCGACAGUUCGUUAGUAGACAGUAACAAUUAUCGUAGAGAGGGUCGAAGUCCUCAUUGUGGCACAUGGAACACACAGCUACAACUCCUUGCCUAAUUUUCUCACCACCUCGAGAAAGCCAUCAGUUCACCUUUCUUUGCAUCAUUAAGAUUCUUCUUGCUUGAUCCCAGCGGAAGAUGCUUCCCCUAACCACCGGCUAAUGUUGCUCUGGUCGUGCCUGUUUGGGUCACAGUUGGGGUUUCUCAUCUGAAGAUGAUGAGGACGACUGAGCACGAUUCGAGGCUCGUUUUGGCCCGGGGGCCUGUCACAAAGUCCAAUUUCCUGUGCCUCCAGGGGCCGGUCUUCAAGAUACCAUUGCAGCAUCCCGCAGCACCUUAAGCCUGGAUGCCCGAGAAGAAUCCGCUGCUCCCAAGGAGUCCAUCCUGUGGAGAAGUGGGGCCCGGAGCCAUCGACCGACCUUUCCUCCUUCGGAAGCUGCUGCUCAAGAAACGAACCUUGACGGGGGAAUUGAAAAGUCGCUAAACUUUUUCAGAAAAGCCACGAAGUUUUGAAUCUCCCGGUAAAGGUGGGCGGGGGCUGGUCCUGAGGAGAUCAACGACAUGGAAAGUAACGGGGAGUUGAGUUUUUCCAAGUGAGUGGCACGAGGAUUCUCAGUCGAGUGUGACACGGGUAAAAUCAAAUGUUUGAAGGAACAGCUCCUGCCGAAAUCAGCUCCGAUGGAGAUCUUAAGAUGGUCUCUGACGUACGCCCCUGCGUGCUUCGCAACUGUAGAUGUCCUUUAUACGAUUGUCGAGAAUCACUUUCUGCACAUUGGCGAAAACGUGCGACUGUGAGCAGAAAAGAACGUGUGCAUGAAGAGUGGGGCUAACCGAUGUGUCCGAGAAUCAACCCACCGCUCAUGCUGAAUAGAGAGCGAGUCGGCAGAUUCUUAGUUUUAUAAAGCUAAGCGGCGGGCGCGUCAAGAUCCAGGCGAAUUGGAUGUCUCUGACUCGGACCUAUGAUCUGGUGGAAAGUAGGGAAGAGCAUGAGCUGCUGGAAAUGCCGGCCAAAAUUGAAAAACUGUUGAAAAACUGUUACUUAUUGUGUAUUUGCAUACUGAGUCAAAAGGGAUGUGCAGAACCUUGGGUCACUGUAGUUAGAGAUAGGAGGGAGAGAAAAUUCUUUCUCUGCGAAAAGAGAGCAGCUAAGGAUUGAAAAGGCUCGAAGAUGAGAGUAGCAGUUGCUGAACAGUGACCAGAUUGAUUAAUGUCAAUACGCACGAUUCGUCGCUACGAGAUGUGAAGGCUUUGGUGACCACUGUUUAGGCUGACAAGUCGAAUCUGUGAUGAAUUAAAUGAAUAACAAUGCAGGACAUAAAUCUCUCCAGAAAGCAGGACGUGAUGUCUCCGCAGAGGCCGGCACAUUGUCGAGCGAAUAUGGAACCUUGCGACUUUUGCA
Messenger RNA from Marchantia polymorpha subsp. ruderalis, 2679 nucleotides. The record is from the annotation of a GenBank genome assembly. NCBI's taxonomy places the organism in Eukaryota, Viridiplantae, Streptophyta, Marchantiopsida, Marchantiales, Marchantiaceae.